Messenger RNA from Meloidogyne enterolobii, 714 nucleotides. NCBI's taxonomy places the organism in Eukaryota, Metazoa, Nematoda, Chromadorea, Rhabditida, Meloidogynidae. The record is from the annotation of a GenBank genome assembly.
AUGUCAAUAAAUCCAGCAACCAUAAUUACCCUUCGAAGUAAAGCAACAAUAAUCAAAGGAUUAAUAAUAAUUAUAUCAGCAUUAAUAAUAGCCUAUAUAUUAAUUAAUGAGUCUGGAUUGAGGAGAAUAUCAAGAAUAAAUUUAAUUAAAAUUAAAUCAAAAAUUGAAGAAGAAAUGCCUCAGAAAAAAGAAGAAAUUAAGGUUACUGAAGAAGUUAGGGAGGAAGAAAUUGAGGAGAAAAUUAGGGAAGAAGAUAAAUUUGAAAUUAAAACUACAAGUACAACUACAAUUAAAAUAACAACUCUGAAAGCUAAAGAAGAAGAUAAUGAAGAUCAACUUAUCGAAAUAGCAAAAAUAUGGAGAGUGGAACAAGACAAUUUAACACUCUGUCCAGAAAUCCCUCCAAAUCUAAAAGGCAAAAUCGAUGUAGAUAUGCGUUCUCUAAAAUUGGAAGAAAUUGAGGAAGAAUAUAAAGAUUUGUGGCCUGGUGGGCAUUGGAGACCUAAAGAAUGUAAAUCCAGGCAGAAAGUUGCUAUUGUUGUGCCUUAUAGAAAUAGAGAACCUCAUUUACGAACAUUUCUUCAUAAUAUUCAUCGGUUUUUACAAAAACAACAAUUAGAUUAUGCAAUAUUUGUUGUUGAACAAAUGGGAGAUGAAUUACCUUUUAAUAAGGGGAGACUGACAAAUAUUGGUGUUUUGGAGGUAGAAAUUUAA